Styela clava is the source of this 1359-nucleotide messenger RNA. RefSeq lists its product as uncharacterized. Lineage: Eukaryota; Metazoa; Chordata; Ascidiacea; Stolidobranchia; Styelidae. The record is from RefSeq and is a predicted model, not a curated record. Gene Ontology annotation, molecular function: protein binding.
AUAAAUAAAAUCAUAAUGUCAGAUAAAAGUAUUUUCGGUUACACAGUUCCAGUAAGUAGUUUGAAGAUAGCAAAUAUUUGCAAGAAAUAUACUAUGAACAAGGUUGUUGUAAUAUGUUUUGUCGUAGCAUUGGCUUUGGGGCUUUCUACUGCAGAAGACUUAGAUUUGGUAAUUACGCCGAGGAACAAGUCUGUCACCGCCGUGUUUCAACCAUUAGAAGAUGUUCGUGAAUAUAGAGUGGAAAUUUAUAAACAGGGAUCUGCAAGACUUCGCAAUUCCAGUCGUCUAACGGAAUUCGAUUUGAUCGAUGAUCUGUACCAUGAAGUCAAAUUUGACAAUUUAUCAGCUGCCACUGAAUAUGAUAUAAUCGUAUCUGACAUGGAAUAUGGACGCACGGUUACUGCUUCGUUUUUCACAGACUGUGAAAGCGAGUUUUUGCAAUGUGCGGUUGCAGUGGAAAACGGAAAGGACGUGUUGGGUUGUGUCCCAAACUUCAAGGUGUGUGAUGGGUUUGAGGAUUGCAUCGAUGGCAGCGACGAGGAAAUCGUAGACGGAAAAUGUCUACACGUCGACGAAGGAGAAUCCCCAUGUGCAACGGAAUUUCUAAACGCUUUGGGCAACAACAAAGAUCUCCCAGAUUGUGAUCCAAGGGGUGAAUACUCACCGCUGCAAUGUACUGAUAACGUUGGCGAAUGCGAAUGUGUUGAUGCUAGAACAGGACGAAAAUUGCUUGAAGAAAUUGGGCCACUUGAUUCACAUUUUCACGCCAGAUGUAUUUUGGAACGACGCCGUCGGGAACGAACAACAAUUUUUAUUCAACGGAAUAACACGAGAAUAAAUGACAAAGUCGUUCCGAUUCUGUCUUCUCCCACACCUAGAAACAACGAUCCAACCAUCUCUCCCGGAUUGGAAAAAUACCAGGAUGCAACCGUUCUUCCUGGAUUGGAAAAAUACCAGGAUUCAACAGAUCCUCCUAAAUUGGGAAAAUACAACGAUCCAACGGUUCUUCCUGAAUUGGAAAAAUACCAGGAUGCAACGGUUCCUCCUGAAUUGAAAAAAUACAACGAUCCAACUGUUCCUUCUGGAUUGGAAAAACACAACGAUCAAACGUUACCUCCUGAAUUGAAAAAAUAUGACGAGUAAAAAUGACGAUGGCAGAAUAGAGAACUAAUUAUAACCGGAAGAUCUUUUUCGAAUAUGUCUAGCGCAAAUCGUUAAUACCAAAGAAGAAACAGAAAGAAGUUUACAAACGCACUUCAUCCCGACGUUUCAGUGGCGAAAGCUUGUUGUAGCUAUUCCCUUUUUUAAAAUAUCUCUGGGCUCCAUGGAAUUCGUUUUUCGUUCGAAGUUUUGUGUGAU